ACGCCUCGCAGUGUCUCUCCGUGCGUCUCUCUCUUCAUCGGAAUCUUCAUUUAGACCGCGGGAGAAAUCCGAUGAGCCGAAAAGCGCUUUUUGCACAGCUGUCCAGCAGAGACGUCUGUGAAAAACGACCGCAUGUUUCAACUGAUUGACUGGAGGCGAUCUGUCUGAAUCAUGAGUUAGUGUGCUGCCUUUGACUGCUCGUGUUAUGACCUGUGAAAGAUAGCUGGCUGGCUGGCUGUCUGACUUGAUCGCUUUGGAGCCGUGUGUCCAGCUGAUCGCCUGUCGCACCGGCUGUUCGCUGGCUCUUCGCAAUCGAACGCAGGCGAUCAAUUACCACUGACGAUAUUGGCAGAUGCCGAUGGGCCACCAACAUCUCUUAACGCAACGUCUGCCAAGUCCAUUUACCCCUUCACGUUCGCCCCGCCGCUGAAAGCUUUUUUUUGUUUUUAGUUUGUUUUGGUUGAGCGGUUCAAGCGCUCCUUCGAUGUCGGAGACGAUCUCACCGUAACGAAGAAACGAAGCGACGGACCCGUCUCUUUCCCGACGCCAGACGGAUAGUUUUGCUGUAAAGGCCGCGCUCAUGCUGGAGGUGGGGGUCCGCGUGGUGCGUGGCCGUGACUGGCGCUGGGCCGACCAGGACGGCGGCGAGGGCCACGCGGGCACUGUGGUUCUGGUGGCGCGACGCGGCGAGAAGGCGGCGAGGGAGGCACGCACCGUGGUGGUGCAGUGGGACACGGGAGCGCGCGCAGACUAUCGAGCCGGCUACCAGGGCGCACACGACCUGCUGCUGCUGGACAACGCGCAGAUCGGCGUACGGCACCCGAACAUCGCGUGCGACGCCUGCGGCACGCGCGGCCUGGCGGGGCUGCGUUGGCGCUGCGUCUCGUGCCGCGACUUCGACCUCUGCACGCGCUGCUACGCGGGCAGCCGCCACGAGCUGUCGCACGCGUUCCAGCGCUACGAGCACGCGCGCGCCGUGCCGGUGGCCGUGGGCUGCCGCAUGGGCCUGCAGAGGGUGCAACUCAUGGGGAUAUUCCCGGGGGCAAAGGUCGUGCGAGGGGUGGACUGGGAGUGGGGCGAUCAGGACGGCGGUGCAGGUGGCGUGGGCCGCGUGACGGAGCUCCGCGGCUGGGACGGCGACGAGCGAAGCGGCGUGGCGUGCGUGCUCUGGGAGGCGAGCGGCAGUCGCAGUGUGUACCGCGUCGGGCACCAGGGCCGCGUCGACCUGCGCUGCGUCAGCCCAGCCCUGGGUGGCCACUACUUCCGGGAGCACCUGCCCAGCCUGGGGCAGGCAGCGGCGCUGUGCGGGUCGGAGCGCGUCUCCUCGGCCUCACCGCUGCCCGCGUCUCCGUUCCGCCCGCGCGACGCGCGGCCCGGCACGCUGCGUGUCCUGCAGCGGGGCCACGGCGGCUGGAACAGCGAGAUGACCCAGUACAUGGGGCGUCUCGGACGGGUGAACCGCGUGACGGAAAGCGGGCACGUGCACGUGGCCCACCCCAGCGGCACGCGCUGGACCCACAACCCACACGCGCUCACCAAGGUGGGCGCGAUGGGCCGCGAGAGAGGAGUUGUUGUCCUGGGAGCGGCGUCCCUCGUAGACGACUCCACGUGCGUCUCGACGGCCGCGCCCGAAGAGGUCGCUCGGCCCAAGACUCGCGGGGCGAGCUCGCUGGGCUCUCUGCUCGAGGUGGUGCUGCGUGGGGGACCACCGCCGUCCUCGUCCCGACCCUCGAGCGCCCGCGGAGACCCCCCGGGGGUGCUGCUCGUCACGCACGCGGUGCUCGGGCACGUGCGGGAGAUGCGCGCGCUGCUCGACGCGUUCCCGCACGAGGUGGACGCGCAGGUGGAGGGCAAGACGGCGCUGCAGGUGAGUGCGCACCUGGGCCACGGCGCUGCCGUGUCGCUGCUGCUGGAGCGAGGGGCCGACGCGACGCGCCGGGACCCCGACGGAGACACGGCCCUGCACUACGCGGCCUACGGGAGCCGCGAGGCGGUGUGCGAGCUGCUGCUGCUGCAGGGCGGCGUCGACCCAGACGUCGUGAACUCCUCCGGCUCCUCGGCGUUGCACGUGGCGGCCAACCGCGGCUACGCGGAGGUGGCGCACGUCCUCUGUGAGCACGCCUGUGACGUCAACGUGCAGGACGCAUGCGGGGACACGGCUCUGCACGACGCGCUGGCCAAGGAGGCGCGCGGGGUCGCUGCGCUGCUACUCGCCGCUCCCUCCGCCGACUUCUCGCUCCGAAACCGCCGCGGCUUCAACAUCCUGCACCAGGCUGCGCUCAAAGGGAACCAGCUAGCGACCUCCGUGGUGCUGGAGCGAGCGCGCCAGCUGGUGGACGUGGCCAAGGAAGACGGCUACCGCCCCGUCCACCUCGCCGCCCUCAACAACCACGCCGCCGUGGUGCACAUGCUCCUCCGCCAGGGCCGCUGCGACGCGGACGCGGCGACGGGGCGGCUGCAGACGGCGCUGGCUCUGGCGGCGGGUCAGGGCCACGCCGGGGUGGCGCUGGUGCUCGUGCGCGACGGCGCCUGCUCGACCAACGCCCGCGACGCCGAGGGGCGCACCGCGCUACACGCCGCGCUGGGGGCACGCCGGCUCCACGUCGCGCCCUGGCGGCCCCAGCCGGCGUGCGGGGACGAGACCGAGAUGCUCGCCGAGCUGCGAGCGUCGGGAUUCUUCCCGGAGGCGGCGCCGGUCGGAGUGGCCAUCGCGUGCUUCCUCGCUCAGUGUGGGGGGGAUCUCUUCGUCCGCGAUCACGCCGGCCGCUCGCCGCUCGGCCUGGAGCCCGACCCCGGCGUGCGCCAGCUGCUCGGACACUUCGCGCAGAGGCACAGGAGGUGGGUGUCCGGCUCCGUGGGGGGUCCUGUCGCCCUGCGCAGGGUGCACACGACGCCGCUCAUGACGGUGACGAACCUGGACGGCGUGGAGCAGCUGGGAGGCGGCGAGUGCUUGGUCUGCUCCGAGCCGUGCUCGCCCUCGCUCCUCCUGCCCUGCCAACACCGCCUCGCCUGCGAGGGGUGCAGCCUGCGGAUGAAGAGGUGUUUCAAGUGUCAGGUGACCAUCACCAAAAAGCUCAGGGAAGACGGAAGCGUCAUCGAGUGCCCGACGCGCUCGUCAUGUUUCCCGCUGCCGGGCGGCGGCCGCGACGACUGCGCCGGCAACGUCAAGGACCCCUUCCCGGGCACCAGCGGCGGAGACAGCGCCGGAACCUCGGGCAGCAACAGCGGCGGCGACGAAAACGAUCCCGGCAGCGACGACGACCACGACGACGCGGCGGCGGCGGCAGCGGAAGAGGAGGCCGAGGGAUUGUCCGAGAACGGCCCGGCGCUGCGCGUGCGGUGCCGCGACAUGGAGGCGCGGCUGACGUGCGCCGUGUGCAUGGAGCGGCCGCUGGGCCUCGUCUUCUCCUGCGGCCACGCGGCCUGCAGCCAGUGCGGCCUCAUGCUGCGCGCGUGCCCGCUGUGCCGCAGGGACGUGACGGAGCGCACGCACAUCUACGUGUGACGCGGCCCCCACCUCAAUGACCGUUGCGAUGCCCCCCUACCACACACACCCCUCUCCCUCCUGGAAUCCAUCUGUGCGGCAUCUCGGGGUCGCAAUCGACGGCGGCGCCCUCACCUGCACGCUGCCGCCGUGUCUUUCCCACGCACCUCCGGUGUGCACGCUUGGCUACGUACGGUGCGAAAAGAGUUCAACCUACAAACAUACUUCUAGAUUUGAAGCUUUCGUGACUGCAAGGAUUCAUGCUCCUAGUUCUUUCGGUAAAG
This is a messenger RNA of Lethenteron reissneri (Far Eastern brook lamprey), 3768 nucleotides long. RefSeq names its product E3 ubiquitin-protein ligase MIB2-like. The record is from RefSeq and is a predicted model, not a curated record. Lineage: Eukaryota; Metazoa; Chordata; Hyperoartia; Petromyzontiformes; Petromyzontidae. Gene Ontology annotation, cellular component: cytoplasm. Gene Ontology annotation, molecular function: zinc ion binding; ubiquitin-protein transferase activity; protein binding. Gene Ontology annotation, biological process: protein ubiquitination.